AUGGCAACAGGUUAUGAAGAUAGCAGAUUUGAAACACAAGUUGACGAAAGCCUUCAUUGCGUAAUAUGCACAGAAGUAUUAAAAGAUCCAGUACAAUGUCGCAGGAAUGAACAUCAUUUCUGCAGGAAUUGUAUCACUAAACAUCUACGACAUUCACGGAACUGUCUGACAUGUAAAGACCCCUUGACCGUAGAGACCCUGGCCAGACCUCAACGAUUCCUGGCGAACACUCUGUCAAGUUUGAAGAUUUCGUGCGAGAAUUCCGAGCGUGGUUGUCGCAAGGUCGUCGAACUUGGCUCACUCGACACACACGUAGCAACUUGUGGUUUCAGUCCAAUGCCAUGUUCCAACGAUCAAUGUGAGGAAAUAAUAAGUCGACGUGAUAAAGAAAUCCAUGAAAAUAAAGUCUGUGAUUUUCGACGAGUCAAGUGUGAUUACUGCGCCCAAAUGGUGCUGUAUAAGAACUUUAUGCAGCAUACAUGCCCACCAAGGCAAGAAAUUCGUGAAAUCAAAGCCGAGUUAAGGGAAGUUCGUUCCACUUGCGAUCAGAUGUUGAGAAUGAUGUCAAAUCUUACCACGAUUGUGAGUAAUAUACCACGACGUCCAGAAGGCAGUCAUGAAAGCAGUGAUCAGGAAUUGCAAGCCGAGAUUGUUGUCGCAGGGGGGGUGCAUUGUAAAUCUGUCGAAGUGUUCAAUAUGGCAACCAAAACAUGGCGACCAUUGUCAGAGAUGAAUGAAUGUAAAGAUGGAGCAAGUUCAGUUUUAUACCAAGGUCACAUGAUUGUGACUGGCGGAUUUUCCGACCAAGACCUGGACAGUGUUGAAAAACUAAAUCUUGUAGAUGGCCAAUGGAUUGAAGAAAUUCACUUCAAAUUACCAGCACCGUCCAAUAGCCACACAUGUGUGGUACAUCAAAAUCGUCUCCUCGUCAUUGGAGGAGAUUUUCCCGACAAGAUCAGUAAUGCAAUACAUGAAAUUCAGCUGACUCCUCCCUAUACAUCAAGGUUGCUUACCAAGAUGCCACGGGCAAUAUGUUACCAUGGUGGUGAGAUAGUGAAUGACAAGGUUUACAUUUUUGGUGGCAGUACAACAGGAUUUGGGGAAGCCACAACAGACUAUGUCCUUAUGUUUGACCCAGCAACCAAUACUUGUAAAGAGCUCAAUCCACUUCCACAUCCGGUAUCACAUAUGGCAACAGUAGCUUGGAAAGACAAUGUGGUCGUCCUUGGCGGGGAGGACAAGGAAGGCAACAUCUUCAGUGAAGUAAUAUUGUAUAAUGUUGCUACAAAAAGGCACCGUAUGUUGCCAGAGAUGAGACAGAAGCGACGUGGUUGUACAGCAGUGACUAUCGGUGAUAAUAUUAUCGCAAUGGGUGGUAAGGAUGAAACUAACACUCGACUCAGGUCUGUCGAAUGUUAUAAUUUCCAAACGAACACAUGGACGGAGUUCCCAGCCAUGGCUGAAGCACGAGUUUAUGCUACUGCUGUUGUAAAAUAUCCCUAA
Molecule: messenger RNA, 1503 nt
Organism: Paramuricea clavata
Lineage: Eukaryota; Metazoa; Cnidaria; Anthozoa; Malacalcyonacea; Plexauridae
Source: the annotation of a GenBank genome assembly